Molecule: messenger RNA, 1653 nt
Organism: Brassica napus (rape)
Lineage: Eukaryota; Viridiplantae; Streptophyta; Magnoliopsida; Brassicales; Brassicaceae
Product: probable 2-oxoglutarate-dependent dioxygenase AOP1
Exons: 4
Coding region: 155-1441 (428 amino acids)
Molecular function (GO): dioxygenase activity
Source: RefSeq, a predicted model, not a curated record
AACUGAAAAGCAUCAUGUGGUUAAUUGUGUAUAAAAGUUCUGUAUAAAUAGGGCAUUCCACCACUUACUUUUUCAGCACGGAAGCGAAGAUCCCUUAAGCAAAGAAAAACCAACUUUGUCUCUUAGAAUCAAGAAAACUCCAACGGAAAGAAGAAUGGGUUCAGACAGUACUCCCCAACUUCCAGUGAUCUAUCUCUCGGACCAAACCCUAAAACCAGGAAGUGAGAAGUGGGUUGAAGUGAGGAAUGAUGUCCGUAAAGCUCUUGAAGACUACGGAGCUUUCGAGGUGUCAUAUGAUAGAGUGUCAGAGGAGCUAAAGCAAUCGGUUUUGGAAGCCAUGAAAGAGCUUUUCGAGUUACCAGUUGAGGCUAAACGGAGGAACGUGUCUCCAAAACCCUACACUGGAUACUCGACUCAUAAUGGUCUUUCCGAGAGUUUGGGGAUCCAGGAUGCCGAGGUUUUGGAGAAAGUUAACGAAUUUACUCAACUGCUACGCCCUGAUUUUGAGGGUAACAAGAGUAUCAGCGAAACAAUCCAGAAGUUUUCAGAGAAGCUAGCAGAAUUGGAUGUAAUGGUGAGAAGAAUGGUUAUGGAGAGCUUUGGGAUAGAGAAGUACUUUGAUGAACACCUCAAGUCAACGAAUUACCGUCUGCGACUGAUGAAGUAUAUAGCACCUCCUGAUGUUGAUACUAAUGUUGCAGCGGGUGCUAAUGAUGCUGGUGAUGGUUCUAAUGAUGCUGGUGCUAGUGAUAAUGCCAAUGUUGUUGCUGAUACUAGUGAUAUUGCUAGUGGUAUUGCUAAUGUUCAUAUUAAUGAUGACGCCAAUAUUGGUGCUACGGCUAAUGGCGACAUUGGUGCUGAUGUUGAUGCUAAAACUAGUGAUUUUGCUAGUGUUGAGUCUAAAGCCGACGUUAGUACCAAUGUUAAUGCUAAUGCUGAUGCCAAUGCUAAUACUGGUACUCUCAGUAGUGCUGGUGUUGGUGAUAGUGUUACAGCUAAUGGUGGUGCUGAUGAUGAGGAGAAGAAAUUGGGUUUACCUUCUCAUACUGAUAAAAAUCUUUUCACUGUGCUUUAUCAAUAUGAGAUUGAAGGUUUGGAGGUGUUAACCAAAGAUGAAAAGUGGAUCAGACUGAAACCAUCUCAUAACUCUUUCGUUGUUAUGGCUGGAGAUUCUGUAUAUGCACUUAUGAAUGGUAGACUAUUUCGUCCUUUUCAUCGAGUGAGAGUAACAGAGAAAAAGAAGACAAGAUAUUCAAUAGCAUUGUUCUCGACUCCAAACGCAGGCUACAUCAUAGAACCACCAAAAGAACUUGUGGACGAAAAGCAUCCACGAGUCUUCAAACCAUUCACUUAUGUUGACUUGAUGAGUUUCUAUCACACUGAGGGUGGUCGUAGAGCUCGUUCUACUCUUCAUGCUUAUUGCGCCGUCUCUGAAGCAUGAGCUUGGUUACGGGAGUUUCAAGAAUAUUUUGAUAGUUUUAAGAUUCAAAUAAUAUCAAGAACUAUGUUGUACUACUAAAUAAGGGGUUUUGACUAGUUGAGUUAUGUUUGUGUGAUAAGCAGUGAUGUGCGUCUUUCUAUUGUAUGAAAAUCAAUAAAGUACAUGUGCCACAUGCACAUGUCAAUAAUGUAAUAAAAUUAUUGUUUAUUGUC